Molecule: messenger RNA, 5976 nt
Organism: Nymphalis io (European peacock)
Lineage: Eukaryota; Metazoa; Arthropoda; Insecta; Lepidoptera; Nymphalidae
Gene: DAAM
Product: disheveled-associated activator of morphogenesis 1
Exons: 21
Coding region: 412-3933 (1173 amino acids)
Biological process (GO): actin cytoskeleton organization; positive regulation of actin filament polymerization
Molecular function (GO): actin binding; small GTPase binding
Source: RefSeq, a predicted model, not a curated record
CUCCCUCAGUCACCUGCCGCGUACUGUCCGAGUCGCGCGUUCACACGAUGAAAGGCACACUAACGAACGAUUCGAUCGAAUCAAAAAUUUAACCGCGAAAUUGUGAGGUGCAAGUGAUUUGUGACAUUUCUUUUCGAGGUCUCGAUUUUUCUUAAAUAAUGUCCAGUUGUCAAAACUAAAUAAGUCAUAGUACCUAUAUCAUAACAUAUUCCUGAAUAAUAAAGUCGAAAACUUUUAAAUAAAAUAUUUUGAGAUAUUUGAUUAAACAUCGUGACCUCCAAAAGGAAUAGUUAAAGGAAAAUGAAAGAAAGCAUUCAUAAUUGAUUCAAAGACUGAGAAUGACAUCUUCGAGAGGCAUAAGUGACUGAUGACGUAGUAGUGAUUGUGAGUGAAAACACCAUCGAUUUUAAAAUGUGCAGCAAGGACCAGAUAAGUCAUAUACUCGGAAAGAUCAAUGUGGGUCUCCCAUCUUGGUCGCGCGGUCUGGAGGCAGCGGAGGCGGCGCGCGCGCGCCUUGUGCGCUGGGCGUGCGGCGACGCGCCCCCCGAACCGGACCCGCCGCGGAAGAAGAUGCCUCAUGCACUGCGCCGCCGGUGGCCAAUGUGCCCCUGCUUACAAAAUGAUGAGCCACCCGAGAUCACGUACUGUGUGGUGGGCGGCGAGGGAGGCCUGGCGCUGCAGGCGGUCACCCCCACGCAUCCCAUGCCACCGCAAGAUGAACUUGAUGCGAAAUUCGCAGAAUUGGUGGAAGAGCUGGAUUUAACAGCAGUCAAUAAAGCGGCGAUGAUGGAACUGCCGGCUGCGAAAAAGUGGCAGAUCUACUGCAGUCGACGGCCACCACCUGGACAAGCGCCCCCUCUAGCGACAGCGCCGCAAGUCGAAGACUACAUCAAGGCUCUUAAUGAAAUUGCUGAUGCCUUUUCAUCAUCAGAAGGCGUUACACCUACCGAAGCGUGUGCAUUAGUCGAUGGUUUGAAGACCGCGCUGCGGACGCGAGCGCACAGUUUCGUCCUGCGUUUCAUCAAGCAGGGCGGUCUUGCUGCUUUGUUGGAAGCGCUGCAAAGAGCCCCACGAGAUGACGCCACCACAAGACACAACCUUAUUGCUGGUAUUAAAGCACUUAUGAACAACUCGACGGGUCGAGCUCACGUCCUAGCGCAUCCUACGAGUAUCGAUCUGAUCGCGCAGUCGAUGGACACAGAGAAUGUUAAGACCAAAGUAGCUGCGUUAGAAAUUUUGGGAGCAGUUUGUCUCGUGCCCGGAGGACAUAAGAAGGUCUUGGAAGCAAUGAUCCACUACCAGAAAUAUGCGGGAGAACGUGCUCGCUUCCAGGGCAUUAUGAACGAGUUAGACCGUAGUACGGGCGCGUAUCGCGAUGACUUAGGUCUCAAGACCGCUAUUAUGUCCUUCGUCAACGCGGUACUUAAUUACGGCCCCGGGGAAGAAAGCUUAGAAUUCAGGCUACACUUGAGAUAUGAGCUGCUCAUGUUGGGAAUACAGCCAGUAAUAGAGAAACUUCGAAAAUACGAAAACGAGACCCUCGAUAGGCACAUCGAAUUCUUCGAAAUGGUACGAAAUGAGGACGAGAGGGAACUCGCCAGGAGGUUCGACAAGCAGCACGUCGACACCAAAAGCGCGGCCGCCAUGUUCGAACUGCUGAGGCGGAAGCUCAGCCACACGGCCGCGUAUCCACAUCUACUCUCCAUGCUGGAACAUCUCUUGUUACUACCAUUGGAAUACAACCCACACUCGCAACACUGGUUACUGCUGGACCGCGUGGUGCAGCAGGUGAUCCUGCAGCAGCCCGCCGCCGGCAGCCGCGCCAACAGCGACCGCGACAGCGCCUCCGACACGGGCUCCGAACACGUCAAGGUUUACGAUCCGGAUGUCGCUCCUUUAGAGAUAAACGUCGGCGAGAUAGUUCACUUGCUGGCAAAAGAAGAAGAACUCGUCGCUGCUAGGACUAAAGCCGAGAACUUGGAGAGAGAAAACGUCGAUAUGGCCACGGAACUAGCUAAGAAGGAGAAGCAAGUGGACCAGCACACGCAAGAGAAGGAGGAGCUGGAAGGAGUUGUCUCGAGGCUGAAGGAGAGGCUCGAGAGGGAGACGGCUGCUCACAUGGAAUGCACCGAGCGUGCCAGAUCUUCCGCGUGCAGAGCCCACCAGCUGGAACAACAGUUGAAUCAAGAGCGAGCCGAACGAGCGAGAUUCGAAAAACUGGUCAGCGAAGGUAGCAUACCUGAUGAUGCGAAGGUCAGCAAUCUGAAGAGCGCAGUUAUCGAAACCUGCAGUGUGCCACCACCCCCACCUCCACCGUCACUCUGCCCCCCUCCUCCGGCCGCUCCCAUGCCUCCCCCAGCCCCUCUCGCACCCCCGGCCCCUCUCGCUCCUGCACCUCCGAGACCCAAGAAGAACGUUCCCACCCCCGGCAACCCCCUGAAGAGCUUCAACUGGAGCAAGUUGCCGGAUACGAAGCUUCACGGUACGAUCUGGCAGGAACUCGACGAUGCAAAGUUGUACAACGCGAUGGACCUGCACGCGAUCGACAAGAUGUUCUGCGCAUACCAGAAGAAUGGUGUUCAGAACGAAGGAUCCGUUGAAGAUUUGCGUCAGCUGGGUUCCAAGCCACGUACCAAAAUCUUAUCCGUGAUCGACGGUCGUCGUGCGCAAAACUGCACGAUAUUGCUAUCGAAGUUAAAGAUGUCUGACGAGGAGAUUUGUCGAGCAAUCUUGCGAAUGGACAGCGGGGAACAGCUUCCGCUGGACAUGGUGGAACAGCUGCUGAAGUUCACACCGAGUGCAGAAGAAGCCGCUCUGCUGGAGGAACACCAGGACGAGCUCGAUAGCAUGGCGCGAGCUGAUCGCUUCCUCUACGAGAUCUCCAAGAUCCCGCACUACUCGCAGCGGGUGCGCACGCUGCUGUUCAAGAAGAAGUUCUCGGGCGCCGUGGGCGAGGCGAGCAGCCGCGCCGCCGUGGUGCUGCGCGCCGCGCGCGACAUGACGCGCUCGCGCCGCCUGCGCGCGCUGCUCGAGAUCGUGCUCGCGCUCGGCAACUACAUGAACCGUGGCGCUCGAGGAAAUGCUUCGGGCUUCCGACUAUCAUCUCUAGGAAAACUAGCAGACACCAAGUCCAGCGUUUCGCGGAACACAACGCUGUUGCAUUAUCUCGUCGAACUGUUGGAGACGCAGUUCAAAGAAGUCCUUCUACUCGAAGAAGAUCUACCGCACGUAAGGGCAGCCGCUAAAGUGUGCGUCGACCAGCUAGAGAAGGACGUCGGUGCCUUACGCAAUGGUCUACGCGAGGUCUCCAGGGAAUUGGACUACCACGCGACUUUACCAGCUCCAGCACAACCGAAUGACACCUUCGUUCCAGUCAUGAGGGAGUUCCAUGCCCAUGCUGUAUGCUCCUUCACCCAGUUAGAGGACUUGUUCCAGGAUAUGAAGAGUCGUCUGGAAGCUUGCGCUCAUGCCUUCGGCGAGGAACCCAGUGCGUCUCCAGAGCAGCUGUUCGGCGCCUUGGAUGCAUUCCUGACUCAGUUGACGGAGGCCAGGGCCGAGUGUGACGCAGCCAGGAGACGGAGAGACGAGGAGGAGAGACGGACCAGGCACGAACAGGAGCUCAAGAAACGUACUAUGGAAAGGAAACAGGGUUCGAGCCUGCUCAGCUCAGUUGGUAGGUCACUCGGUAAAACCAACGGCACGUCCGAUUGCAACGGCCACUCCGGUGACAACUCCAGAGAUGGCACCCUGACCAAUGGACAGAAAGGAGAAUUCGACGAUCUCAUAUCAGCUCUGAGAACCGGUGACGUAUUCGGCGAUGACGUCGCAAAGAUCAAGAGAUCGAGGAAGGCCGCUAAGGCUGGGUAUAAGGGCAGGGACUCGCCGCCACGAGGAGUCUGCAGAGAAGAUUCCAGAGAACGACAGAAGAAUUGAGCUUAUCCAGAUUUGAUUUAAUGGAAUUUCGAGUGAUCUGUUUCCUGGAAUGUCGGGAACAUUAAAUAUAAGCGUUUUAAGUGAUAUUUCCAGUGUUGGAUGUAGAUUAGAAUAAAAUAAUCGAGUCACAAAUAAACGUGUUGAAUUAGAGAAAUAGUAGGUUGAUUGUGCCAAUAUUUGGUUUGUUUAUGGCAGGACGUCUCAACCAGUGGGGCGUGUCUUAGCCGACGUAAAGGUACAUUAAGGGAGGGGGGUGCUUGCGUAUGGCGUUGGACUUUCGAACGAAAAAUAUAUUUGAAUUAUAAAACUGCGAAGACAAAAUAACAUCUUAAAACGUAUGUUUCAAAAUGUUAUUACUAAAAGCGUGACAACGUGAUAUUUUUUGUCACAUUAAUGUAAAAUGGGGUGUAACAAAAUACGUUUGAAAUCCGGGGAGAGAAGUGAUGCAAAGGUUGAGACUUUCUGCUUUAUCCUUUAUAGUGGUUUCUUUUAUGUGAUCUGUGACAAAUUAUAAAAAGAUCCAUAGACAUUAUUCUAUAUGGUUUACGGGUCUUUUUAUCUAUGAUCAACUUUAUUUAUAAUUUUAUUUAAGUUCAUUAAAUAAUUAAAUAAAGAUUGUUGCUUAGACAAAGUGCUUGUAUAUCAGCAUAUAAUUCUGCGUUUAUAAAUAUACUAGACAAAAAAAAUAGAUAAUAAAAAUUCAAUAUUAUGAAUGUUAGUGACGUAACCAAAAAAAAAAAUAUAAUUAUAUAACCAGCUGUUUUGAUUGAAACAAAUGAUUUUAUGGAACUUAUUUCAAUGGGUAAAAAAAUAUCUAUGAAACUUUAGAAGACUUAUUUAAUUAUUACGGGAUAAAUAAGAAUUGUUUUCAGUAGGAAAUUAUAUAAAUUUAUUCGAGUAAAGCUUAAGACUGCAUGAUAUUCCUUAAUCUAGACGUAUUGUGGAUCCACGUGAUCUUAUUUCAGAUUUCGUACCACGUUGACAAACAAAAUUAAUUUCUAUCAUUUGUUCGAUUUAACAUAUCAGAUUUUGAGUUAUGAUUAAGAAAAAAACAAAUUAUCUAUGGACCAGAUGACAUAGAACCAUAUAUAUGUCAACAAUAACAAUGUUUACGACCAGUUGGUGAUGAUUAUGACCAUUAUGGGAUGGACCUGAAUUAUUAUUAUAUUAUUUAUGAUUUGCAUAAAAACUCAAUACUGAAUUUCAGGGGAACAUUUUAUGCGCUGUUAACGUGCAAAGCGUGUGUCUGCGAAAGCGGCUGUAAGUGAUUGCAAAUGUACUUGUGUUUUAAGUAUACACCCUAUUCCAAUCGAAGGAGGAUUAAAGAACAAAUCUUAGAUUAACGUAUUAAAUGCUAUUCGCUAAUACCUCUGAUAUAAUUCCAGGAUUUCGAUAUUUUAGACGCCAUGUUUUAACGAAUACAUUAUGAAAAUCAUAGAUAAUCCAAUAUCUCGACCAAUGAUAUCGCGUUAAUUCAAUGUCAACGGUUUUUUUAUUUGUCUUUACUCUUAUUUGGAAUUGGAAUAGGCUACGUAUGUCUCGUGCUUCGUUUUGGGUUUUAUUUGAUGCAUUGCAUUUACACGCCCAUAGUUUAGGAUAUGCACAUAUUAUUUAUACGAAAUUGACCGAUUUUUUGAAGACGUUGAUAAAUUUAGCCCGUAAUUGAACUCUUGGUUGUUCUUCGGGUGCAAUGUGGGGUAGAGGAAGCUUUUGAAUGUGGAAUUAUUGGAAUUGUCAAAACUCGCAGACGAAUCGUAGAAUAGGAAUUGAUUGUCUAUGCCUAAGUGUACGGCGUAAAUUUUGAACAUUUAUUACGUAUAGUAUAAUCUUAUGCCAUAUUUGGAAUUUUCGAGAAAUUUACAAUUUGUAAUUUUACAUAUUUCUUAUAUUUCGAUCUGAUUUCGUGAUUAAUAUAUUAUGUAUAUUGUUUUAAUACAACUUAUUAAAAAAAAGUUUUAAUUUAUGUGACGAUUUAUAAUAGUUGAUGUAAAUAUUAAUUUUACUUUGAUGCAAUCUGUUACCGUAAUGAGAUGGAUUUUUUUU